UUUUCUUCAGAGAAGCAGAAGGACCGCGAGGACCUGAGUCACCCUGUUCACGUGGACAACUGUCUGCUGGUCUCUGAGCUUAACGAGUGUGUAAAGGAACCUCCUGCAUACACACACAGAGACUUCAGUGCCAUCCUUUAUCUAAACAAUGACUUUGAGGGAGGAGAAUUCAUUUUCACUGAGUUGGACGCAAAAACAGUCACGGCCGAGGUGCGGCCACAGUGCGGCCGCGUGAUCGGGUUCGGAGCCGGGCAGGAAAACCCCCACGGCGUCAGAUCCGUCACCAAAGGCCAGAGGUGCGCUGUGGCGCUGUGGUUCACCCUGGAUCCUGCUCACGAGGAAAAGGAGAGAAUCCAAGCUCAGGAUAUGCUGAAGAUGUUUUCUACCCCUGUAAACGCGGAGUUCAUUAAAAACGAGGCGAGCGCCCCCUCCGAGCCCGAACCUCCCGCACAGGCUGUCCCCGGAAAAGCCGACAGCAAGCAAGAUGACAAACCAGCGGAGCAGAAGCUGGACGCAGCAGUGGAGGCGCAGGCAGACGGACCAGCCGACCCGGCAAAGGACGAAGCAGAGGCGAAGCCGGUCGGCAAAACGAAAGCAGGCGUCAAAGACAAGAAAGCCAAGGCGGCAAACAAAGUAAAACCGGCCGCUAAAAAAGAUGGGAAACAGACGGUUGAAACGCCAGCCAAGCAUGCGGUCAAAAAGGAUGCAAAGACGGUAAAAGUUGCCACCGAGAAGGACUCCAAAAGAGCCAAAGCCGACGCCACGUCGGACUCAGACUCUGAGAAAGACCAUCAGGAGCUGUGAUCCAACCGGCGCCUCUGACGGUGUCUAUUUUCCUACUAUUUUCUACUUCUCUGUGGGCGGUCGAAUGAAUGAAAAGUUGAGUUAGUUGAAUGCCGUUUCACCGCAGACGUCACCAAAUUCAUCACAUGACUGCUCGACAAUCAAACUGACAAUCUGCUAGAGUGCCCGAAUCACUGGAACCACCUUUUUGUUUCGGGCGUAGAAGUUUUUUAUGUAUAGAUGGUACCCUCCUUAAUCUCCGUUUGGAUGGUCCGUAUUUUAUUUUUGUUUGUGAUGACGUGUUCUGGAACCAAGCGAAGGCUAAAGGGCCAGGGGGGAUGUGAGGGAGUGUGUGUGUGUGUGUGUGUGUGUGGGGGGGGGGGGGGAUAUGAGCAGAACCUUUUGUUGGGAAAAACUCAGAUCAAUCUUGUGAAAAAAUACAUAAUAAAAGUGAUGUUUUCUACA
Molecule: messenger RNA, 1248 nt
Organism: Pseudoliparis swirei
Lineage: Eukaryota; Metazoa; Chordata; Actinopteri; Perciformes; Liparidae
Gene: p3h1
Product: prolyl 3-hydroxylase 1
Exons: 4
Biological process (GO): collagen metabolic process
Cellular component (GO): endoplasmic reticulum
Molecular function (GO): L-ascorbic acid binding; procollagen-proline 3-dioxygenase activity; iron ion binding
Source: RefSeq, a predicted model, not a curated record